AUGUCGCCACAGACAAACGGUAGUUACUCACGUGCCUCCUCCACAGAUUCGAGCAGGCACUCCACCCUCCGCGGCAGCGUGGCGCAAGGCUCUCCUCAUGGAGCUGGAACUUUUCCCGCUCAAGUGGAGUGCACGGCCGACGAAGAGGUGUGGGCCCCGGACGGCGACAUGUACGUCCUCAGCCAGAACCAGGGAGUCCGCGUCCUGUUCCGCAUCGACAGGCACCUCCUCGCCUCCCGCUCGCCUACCCUCGCCAAGUCCAUCGCCGCCGAAGUCCAGGAUGGGGUCGAACUCGAAGACGCGACCGAAGUUGCGUGCUCGUUCGACCCGCUCCCCGUGUGGGCCGUCGACGAGCACGCGACGGACCUCCGCUUCUUCCUGCACGCGAUGCUCCAACCUCCGCCCCACGUGCUGAACGCCGCGCACCGCGGCUCCUGCAUCCCCUUCGAAGAAGCCGUCGCCGUCGCCCGGCUCGCCCACCGCUUCGACGUGCGCCCCGCCCUCGACGCCGCGCUGCGGCACCUCACCGCGUUCUACACGACCGCCUUCGGGGCCUACCACGACUUUUCGCACAGCGCCGCCCUCGACGUCCCCGGCGACGAGUGCGCCGUCGCCGCAAUCCAGAUCGCGCGCCUCACCGACACCCCGUCCGUCCUCCCGCUCGCGUUCUACGCCUGCGCCCUGGUCGGGUGUCCCGAGGGCGCCGGCCCGCGCGCCUCGGUCGAGUGGCGCCGCGCGGACGGCCGAGUCGAGCGGCUCUCGGUGGAGGACGAGCGGGUGUACGCCGCGGGCGCGCGUGCGCUGCGAGAGGCGGCGGCGGCGCUGCACGCGGAAGUGUACGGGGGCAACGGGUGCUGCCAGGAGCCGGCGUGCGAGCUCACGGGCCGGAUGCUCUUCUCGCUGACGAAGGAGUACGACGUCUAUCUGAUGACGCGCCGCCAGAAUCUGCCAGUGACUGCCCUCUGCAGAGAGUGCGCGGUAAAUGUGCGGGCGCAGACGGAGAGGGUGCGUGUCACGCUCUGGAACAGGAUUCCAGGGAUGUUUGGGCUUCCUGAGCCAUGUGAUGGAGGGUUAUCGAGUUGUGAGUCGUGUACUAUGUAA
Epithele typhae is the source of this 1101-nucleotide messenger RNA. RefSeq lists its product as uncharacterized. The transcript has 2 exons. Lineage: Eukaryota; Fungi; Basidiomycota; Agaricomycetes; Polyporales; Epitheliaceae. The record is from RefSeq and is a predicted model, not a curated record. The coding region runs from base 1 to 1101 and encodes 366 amino acids.